AUGUUUGUUAGAAACGCCCUAGUUGUCACUGGCCUCCUGGCUGCUCUCACUCAAGCCGCCCCUGCUGAGAGGAAUGCCUCAAGACACAAGCUCACCGUCUACUGGGGUGCUGAGGAUGACACCACCACCCUGGACGACGUUUGCAACGACUCUUCUUACGAUGUUGUCAACUUGGCUUUUCUGAGCCACUUCUUCUCCGCCGGAGGCUACCCCAGGAUGAGUAUCGGCAACCUCGACGGCCCCUCGCGGGCUCAGAAGAAAGCCAACGCCACCGGUCUCCAGGACGGCAGCUCCCUCGUCAGGUCCAUCAAGAACUGCCAAAGCAAGGGCAAGCCAGUGAUUCUCAGCAUGGGCGGAGCCAUGGACUACUCCGACGUCCAACUGCCCUCGGACACUAAGGGGCAACAGAUUGCCAACACUGUCUGGGACUUAUUCCUCGGCGGUACUGACCACAAGGAGCUCCGUCCGUUUGGCGACGUGAAGCUCGAUGGCGUCGACUUGGAUAACGAAACCAACGACGGGACAGGCUACCUCGCCAUGACCAAACAGUUCAAAGCCAACUUCCAAAAGGACACAUCUAAAAAAUACUACAUCACCGCCGCCCCCCAGUGCCCGUACCCCGACCAAUCCGAGCCCCUUGACGUCUGCCGGCUCCUCGACUGGGUGCAGGUCCAGUUCUACAACAACGGCAACUGCAACAUUGCCCAGAGCGGGUUCGCCACCGCCGUUAAGAACUGGUCUAGGGGCAUCGGGAGCGGCGUACAGUUGUACAUUGGCGCGCUGGCGAGCGGCGCCGACGGCGACGAGGGCUACGUCGAUGCCGCGGCGCUCAAUCGGGCCAUCGACCAGGUCAAGGCUAUGGACUUGCCUAACUUUGGGGGGGCCAUGUUGUGGGAGGCCCAGUUGGCGGUUAGGAAUGGCAAUUACCAGAAGAAGAUUAAGGCUAACUUGUAG
Molecule: messenger RNA, 954 nt
Organism: Metarhizium brunneum ARSEF 3297
Lineage: Eukaryota; Fungi; Ascomycota; Sordariomycetes; Hypocreales; Clavicipitaceae
Gene: chi3
Product: Endochitinase 3
Biological process (GO): carbohydrate metabolic process
Cellular component (GO): extracellular region
Molecular function (GO): chitinase activity
Source: RefSeq, a predicted model, not a curated record